This is a messenger RNA of Lagopus leucura (white-tailed ptarmigan), 718 nucleotides long. RefSeq names its product S100 calcium binding protein A1 (gene S100A1). Gene Ontology annotation, biological process: regulation of heart contraction. Bases 101 to 610 code for a protein of 169 amino acids. Gene Ontology annotation, cellular component: sarcoplasmic reticulum. Lineage: Eukaryota; Metazoa; Chordata; Aves; Galliformes; Phasianidae. Gene Ontology annotation, molecular function: calcium ion binding; S100 protein binding. The record is from RefSeq and is a predicted model, not a curated record. The transcript is spliced from 3 exons.
CCCAGCUCACCAUUCAGGGAACACCCGAGCAUUUCCUGCUCUCAGGAAGGUUUGGGGUUUGAUAAAAGCGGGGCAGAGCCCAGCUGAGCUCAACGCAGUGAUGGGAGCUGUAUGGCCACCGCCUGGCUCCCGUCACCCACCCGUGCCAAAGGCUGCAAGGGAUCGGGGUUAUUUUUACACCCAGGGCAAUCCUGCAGCAGCUGUGCAGGCCAUGCAGUGCCAGGGUCAGGCAGUCCCGGAAGGGGCGGCCGCAUUCUGCCCACUGCUGAGACGGGGACGAAGGUGCCACCGCCGCCAACCUCCCCCCAUAGCGACACCCGGAGCCAUGGCAUCGCAGCUGGAAGGGGCCAUGGAGACGCUCAUCAACGUCUUCCACCACUACUCGGGCAAAGAGGGGGAUAAGUACAAGCUGAGCAAGAAGGAGCUGAAGGAGCUGCUGCAGAGCGAGCUGGGCUGCUUCCUGGAGACCCAGAAGGACACGGGGGCUGUGGAGAAGAUCAUGCAGGAUCUGGACGAGAACGGCGACGGGGAGGUGGACUUCCAGGAGUACGUGGUUCUGGUGGCCGCCCUCACCGUGGCCUGCAACACUUUCUUCUGGGAGAACGCCUGAGCCGGGCUCCAGCUCCACAGCACCCAACCACGGCACCCCCAAAAGCAGAGCCCCCCCACCCCACCCCACAUGUCCACCCUUUGCUCCUCGUGCACCCGGGGGUCCUGC